AUGCUAAGAUCUGCCAAAAGUGUUGUGGGUGCUCUUCGUUCUCAUCGACCAUCGCCGCAGAUGGCAUUGCCGCACCUUAACGGGUCUGCGUUUAGCGACUCACGACGACAUGCGUCCCACACCAUCACGAGCUUGAAACGAUGGUCUAUCGCUGGGAAGGAAAUUCCUGCUGCUUCGCAGAUAAAAACAAUCCACGUCUAUGACUUUGAUAAUACAUUGUUCUGCAGUCCGUUACCCAAUCCGCAAUUAUGGAACGGAUCAACAAUAGGUUUUCUCCAGACCUACGAAAGCUUUGCAGGAGGCGGUUGGUGGCACGACCAAAAUAUUCUAUGUGCUACCGGCGAAGGUGCCGAUGUGGAAGAGACCCGAGCCUGGCAAGGGUGGUGGAACGAAAGUGUAGUACAAUUGGUCGAGCUGAGUAUGAAGCAAAAGGACGCUCUGACCGUUCUUCUUACUGGCCGAGGCGAGGCAAACUUUGCAGACAUUGUUAAGCGAAUCAUCGCAAGCAGGAAGCUGGAAUUCGAUCUGGUCUGCUUGAAACCGGAGGUCGGGCCGAACGGUCAACAGUUUUCGACAACUAUGUCAUUCAAGCAAUCAUUUCUCGAGAGCCUGAUUGUCACUUACAACCAAGCAGACGAGAUCCGUGUCUACGAGGACCGUAUUAAGCACGUUAAAGAGUUCCGUGACUAUUUUGAAAAAGUCAACCGAAUAUACUUUCAAGCUCCGAAUAGCAGGAAACCUAUUGUCGCUGAAGUCAUACAUAUUGCGGAAGGUACUCGUUAUCUUGACCCGGUCACCGAGGUGGCUGAGGUGCAGAAUCUGAUUAAUGCCCACAACAGCCGUUACCAUGACUCGCUGCGGAAUUUGACGAAAUCUUCCUAUGGGAGAUUGCAUAUUAAGCGCACUGUCUUCUACACGGGCUAUCUGAUUGGUAAUGUGGACUCCUCACGUCUAGUAUCCGAGGUGCUUCAGCCCGUAUUGCCUUCUGGGUUGGUAGACAGCGGGGAGUUCAAGUAUCUGGCUAAUAGUAUAUUAAUCACACCGCGUCCAGCAUCCCGAACAAUACUUGACAGGGUCGGUGGCAUUGGCAAGAAAAUCAGCUGGCAAAUCACCGGUAUUGGCCAUUGGGACCACAAACUGUGGGCAGCACGUGUGCAACCCGUUCCUGCGAAUGAAACCAUCUAUACCGAGAAUCAGGUACCUAUGAUUGUGCUUGGGCUCUGUAAGGGUGCUCGUCCUGUGGAUUCAGCUCGAAUCCAAAACUGGCAACCCGUUGCAGCCGACAAGGCCCUUGUUGUCGAGACUACCGUAGGCGAAAGAGUCAAUUUACGGGUCGAAGAAAAAGACCUUAACGAGGGCGAAUGGGAGAGCCAAUUUGCGAACAAAAAUAAUAAAAGACGUCGCCCGCACGGUCGCAUGGAUGACGAUAACACAAAUUCUGCGAGGGAUUUUCGGGGUGCUAAUACUUUCCAGGCGCUUUCCGAACACGGCUCCCACGGUCGUUCUCAGCAACAAGGGGGCCGUAAUCAGAACGAGAGUCAUCAUCGAAGCCGUGGAAGAGGCGGCCGUAGCUCUGGGUCUGGUCGUGGAAGAGGUAACCCAUCGCGCGGCGGGGGACGUCGUGGUCGCGGCGGCAAUGCUGGGGGAUCCGGCAAUGGGCCAGGAGGUUAUCGCUCUCUUGAUGACCAACAAAUGGGCGGUGAUGGUGCAUAUGAUAGCCACAACGGCCAGGGGAACCCCGGCGGCGGUAUACCACUGAACUACUGA
Messenger RNA from Talaromyces proteolyticus, 1767 nucleotides. RefSeq lists its product as uncharacterized. Bases 1 to 1767 code for a protein of 588 amino acids. Gene Ontology annotation, biological process: rRNA methylation; box C/D sno(s)RNA 3'-end processing. NCBI's taxonomy places the organism in Eukaryota, Fungi, Ascomycota, Eurotiomycetes, Eurotiales, Trichocomaceae. The transcript is spliced from 4 exons. Gene Ontology annotation, molecular function: rRNA methyltransferase activity; RNA binding; histone H2AQ104 methyltransferase activity. The record is from RefSeq and is a predicted model, not a curated record. Gene Ontology annotation, cellular component: small-subunit processome; box C/D methylation guide snoRNP complex.